UUUAAGACAAAACUUAGGCACCAACCGUUGAUCGUUUGGGAUUCGGCUAAAACGAAAUUUUCCGAUAUAAAUUUAUAUAAAAGUUAUAAAAAUUUAAUUCAAUUUAUGGUAAGCGAUAUUUUUACGAGUCGCUACAAAUUGGAUACUCCGCGAGUGUUUACACGAUUCAAACUCCAUUAUUGCGUACAAACCGACACAUUAGCAAGAUCCUUGACCUCUCACCGAGAAUCAUAAAUCGUAAGUGCCUGAGCCGAAAUCAAUUAACCUAGUUCAAAAGACGAAUUUCACGUAAUUUGGUGUUACAAAGACGAAAAUAAAACAUGAAAUGGUUCAGCGACAUACCGCGGCACUUACCCCGUGCCACAGGACCUUACGUGCCAGGCAUGCUCGACGUUAUGUUUGACUACACAAAAGAGGGCCCAUUCGUCAGAUUCUAUUAUCCUACAAGAGUAGACUCCAGUUUUAAAGACCAAUCGAAAACAUGGAUCCAGUGGCUACCGCAUGACAAUUAUUUAGUGGGAAUAGCCAGGGUGAUAAUGUUGUAUUCUUUUCUACUGCGCAUCGUAUUUUGGUGGUCCGAUGGGAUCAAGAUUCCCGCCCAAUACGGAGCCAAACCACGGACUGAAGAAAAAUUGAAAUGCGUAAUAAUGUCCCAUGGGUUGGGCGCGAACCGGUUUUUCUAUUCGAACAUAUGCUGCGAGCUGGCAUCGAGGGGAUUUUUGGUGGUUGCGUUGGAACAUAAGGACCAGUCGGCGUGUUACACAUACUAUUUUCAAAACGCGUCGGAUGCAGAGAACGACCGGAAGAUUAAUCUCGAAUUUAGGUACAUCAAAUUCGGACGAGACCACUACGAGAAGCGAAACGAGCAGUUGAAAGUGAGGGCGGCAGAGUUUUGCGCGGUGCUCGACUAUUUAAUCGGGCUACAGAGGGGUGAAGCGCCGCGUAAUAUAAUGCGAAACGCGCCUGACGUUGCAAGCGCUGACGUAAUCUUGGAAGAUUUCGCUGGUCAUUUGGAUUUGGAUUCGGUUACGGUUAUGGGUCAUUCGUUCGGCGCUGCAACCGCUCUAUAUGCGUUAUCAAUCAGGAAAGAGUUUAAGCAGGGGAUUUUACUCGAUCCGUGGAUGUUUCCGGUUAAAGGAGAACGCUUGGAAGAGAAGGUGCGACAGCCGUUGUUGUUUGUAAAUACGCAGACGUUUCAUAUAGGGUCGAACGUCGACGCGAUGGCGAAAAUGUUGACGAACGCCGAUUCGGAGAUUUAUACCAUUCGGCACACCACGCAUGAAAGCCAGACGGACUCCGUGCUGCUGAUCGGGUACUGGCUGAAUUGGUUCAUGAAAAAGUUAGACCCACUGCAGGCGUUGCGGAUCAACAACUGUCUUAUUUUGAGGUUUCUGAACAAAACGUUGGGUUAUCCCGGCGACGUACGAGAUUGCGUGGAUUAUUUGAAGGUGGAAGAGAAAGAGAACGUCGAACGAGGACUGACCAAACCGUGGGCGUGAUUCUCCGUCUUUAAAAUACGUCACGCCUAAGCAUACACAUUCUUAAAAUUCUGGAUUUAUUCCGGAUGUAAGAAGAAUAAAAAAUGUCUCUUCGUUUUUUGUUUAAAUAAACAGC
Cylas formicarius (sweet potato weevil) is the source of this 1614-nucleotide messenger RNA. RefSeq names its product platelet-activating factor acetylhydrolase-like. Bases 321 to 1499 code for a protein of 392 amino acids. The record is from RefSeq and is a predicted model, not a curated record. Gene Ontology annotation, molecular function: 1-alkyl-2-acetylglycerophosphocholine esterase activity. NCBI's taxonomy places the organism in Eukaryota, Metazoa, Arthropoda, Insecta, Coleoptera, Brentidae. The transcript has 7 exons.